This is a messenger RNA of Seminavis robusta, 1663 nucleotides long. The record is from the annotation of a GenBank genome assembly. Lineage: Eukaryota; Bacillariophyta; Bacillariophyceae; Naviculales; Naviculaceae.
GCUUGCGGUAUGGUGUUAACGCCUCGUACCAACGUGGAACGAUAAGUUGGCGUGGAAUUUUCCGCUUGUCUUUCAAUCCUUAUGAAUUCACAACUUCUGUAUUCUUCUUCCUCUCUCGCCAGCACUUUACAGCCAUGAUGUACAGAAAUUCUUUGCUCUUGGUCCUUAUUCUGGGCUAUUCAUGUCUCGUGAAUUGCAAAGUCAAUGCCAUCGUGAAAGGAAAGCUCGAGAAAUGCUACCACAAAGUGCUGGGUGUCAAGACCUCCGUCCGCAACACCAAAACUAUCAAGCGGGCGUACCGUAAACGAGCCAAGACGGUUCACCCUGACAAAAGCAGCAAGUCGUCAUCCAUGGAAAAAUUUCUGCUUCUCAAUGAAGCUCUUGAAUUCAUGUUGAUCCCUGAAAACAGAGAACAACUACGGGAGUUUCUGAAGAAGAAACAAAACCAAAAGCAUUGCGGGUGGCGUUUCGAUUACCCCACUCUGGGGCGUGCUUUCGAUUCGUCAUGGCGGCUGUUCCAAACUGCUGGAAAGACUGGCCUAGAUGCAGUCGUGAUGGUCAUCGAUUCUGCGGGCAAUGUUUAUCAGCAGGUUGCACCCAGGAUUACUACUGCAAAUCUCGUCUACUUGGAUAAUAGUGGAUCUAUGAGCUUCGGGUUUUUUUCAUCGUGGCUGGAUAUUGCACAUCCGUUGCUGAAAAGAAUGGCCCCUUCGUUGCAAGGUGCUCCUACCAGCGUUAUUCUAUUUGGUUCAGAUCAGGAAGUUGUUGUUCGAGAGGCGAAGACCUUUAAUGUUGAGGCCAUUCUUCGACAAUGGAAAGGUCAGAUCGGAGGCACAUACAUGUGGCAUAUGAUCCAGCAAGACCUCCUUGAGAAUCGAAAGGUGGUCUCAAGCAGGCGCCUACGCGUUUUUAUUGUCACGGAUGGAGAAGAUAACAAAAGUCCGGGCGACUACAUGGGAGUGGGGGGGAUGAAUCCAAUGAUGUCACACCUGAUCAAUGCUGGCUAUGACAUUGAGUUUCAUAUCACUGUUCUAGGAGUAGGAAACAUUGACAGCAGAGGCUACAGGGACUUGACCCGAGCUACUGGAGGAAACUUUUUGUACAUUGACUGGCGGUCAAAGAAAUCAUUACGGAGUGAGAUUGAGGUUGAAGGCUUCAUCGAGCAGAUUGCAGCCUACACAUCAAAGGAGGACAUCACAGAGACCGAAGCUAUGCGUUCCAAGAAGAAGCGGGAAUAUGAGUUGGAUGUGCAGAAAGGCGAGGCAACAGAGUUUGAAUGGUACAAGCAGCUCCCCGGACAUGCUUGACCAUCAAACAUAGCAGCAUGCACUCUUGUCAUGUAUGCAUAGGAGUGCUUUGAUAAUCUACAGCCAAACAGAGAUUCCGGUAUCUGGCGCGACGAGGAUUCAGCCCGCAGUUCACAUCGUACUAGUACCCUUUCCUUUGCAACUUCUUGUAAGAGCGCAGGCUGCCUCGUUCAAUUCCGCCGUAACCGUGCUCGACCCAAGUAUGAAACGACGUUGCGUUUGUUGGUCUCGCCGUCGUCUUGCCCGCGGGCAGAGACAGGCAAUUUGCAGUGACGAAUCGAAGAGAAAAACAGCUUCCCAAACCUUGAACACCCCAUGCUCUCCCACCAAGAAGUCACCGUGUGCAAUGCUAGGUU